Messenger RNA from Xenopus laevis (African clawed frog), 901 nucleotides. RefSeq names its product meiosis/spermiogenesis associated 1 S homeolog (gene meig1.S). Gene Ontology annotation, cellular component: nucleus. The record is from RefSeq and is marked provisional. Lineage: Eukaryota; Metazoa; Chordata; Amphibia; Anura; Pipidae.
AUAGAUCGACUGGGCAGCCCUGACGCGUCCCGUCUUUUCUAGUCGUAUUAAAUCCAUAAUCCGCAUCUGCACAAUGUCUGCCUCUGAAGCAAAACCAAAGUCAAUGACUCGUGCAAAACAAUGGUCAGAUGAGAUAGAAAAUUUGUACAGGUUUCAGACUGCUGGAUACAGAGAUGAAGUGGAAUACAGGCAUGUAAAGCAAGUUGAAAUGGUGGAUCGAUGGCCUGAAACUGGAUUUGUGAAAAAACUUCAAAGAAAGGAUAAUACGUUUUACUAUUACAAUAAAAAGAGAGAAUGUGAAGAAAAAGAAGUCAAUAAAGUUAAAGUAUAUGCCUAUUAAAGUUCAUUUAUUUGCUGUAGUAUAUAUUUUCAUUUUCUUUGGCAAACGACAUUUUUACAGAAGUAGUGUUAUAUGGAAAAAAAUAUUCAUUAAGGUAAAGUAGAUGCUGUAUAUGCUCUAGCACAUUAUUUUUUUUCCUGAAUGGCUUUGUUGUCCAGUUGGCGUAUAUUAUGAAAUGUUUUGUAUAUUGUAUUUUUACCAUUGGAGAUUCAUUAUUCCAUACAGAGAGGAAUUCAUGGACAGGACCAUUUUAUCUUUUCUAACUCCUUGUUAUAUUUUAAAUCCGAUGUUGUGUGCACAGUUGUGCAAAAUAAUGUCAAACAUGGAAUGUUUAUCGUGAUUACAUCUAGACAUUGCAAAAUUGACCACCAAUUUUUCAGUGAGUUUAAGUGCAAUGAGAUGUAGAACUCAUAAAGAUGUAUGAUGGUUCCUAGCUCCAUGCAUUAAAACAAAGAUUUAUAUAUGUUUAAUGUUUGUUAAUAUUGCUUCCUGUGUUGCAAGGACAUUUAUAGAAAAGUAGAAUUAUACAGUUAUUUAAAUAAAUAGAAUUUGCAAUUUAAA